GUUGAUUUUAAGCAAAAGAGAAAAAACCAAAACCCUGGUUCUUCUUCACAUUGCCGCGACUUCUCACAUCUUCUUCGCAAAAUCGAUUUGCAGGUAGUCGUGUUACACGUCUCAGCUCCUUUCUCCUCGACUUCCUUCAAUUUCAGAUGGUUCUAUGCCUGUUGUUGAGAAUCACAUAUUAGAUAGAUACCUUGGACAUGGGAAUCCAGAAACUUUUAUGGGAAGUGACAAAGAAAGCAUUCACCGGAGGUAUUGUAGGAGUUACCAUUUCAGAUAGAUGUUGUAGCGUUGUUCCGGUAAGAGGAGAUUCCAUGUCUCCGAUAUUCAAUCCCCAGCGAAAUUCUUAUUUAGAUGAUUAUGUUCUGGUAGACAAAUUUUGCCUCAAGAAUUACAAGUUUGCGCGUGGUGAUGUUGUAGUGUUCAGCUCUCCAAUUCAUAUGAGGGAUAGAUACAUAAAGAGGAUAGUCGGGAUGCCUGGAGAAUGGAUAAGUAGUUCGCAUGAUGUGAUCAGAGUUCCAGAAGGUCAUUGUUGGGUAGAAGGAGAUAACAAAGCUUCCAGCUUAGACUCAAGAACAUUUGGCCCUAUACCUUUGGGUUUAAUUCGAGGACGAGUCACUCGGGUCGUGUGGCCUCCUCAAAGAAUAAGCAAGAUUGGUCGAUAAAGCUAAUGGAGGAUAAUGACAAGGAGAAGAAGAAGAAGAAGAAGAAGAAGAAGAAAAAGGUAGGUUGAUUUGUUCGAAAUGGGAAGACUAUUCGUGAUAGACCUCGAAGGACAAAUCUAUAGCUGUAAGCAUUGCCAGACACAUUUCGCAGUGACCGAUGAUCUAAUCUCAAAGUCAUUUCACUGCAAGCAUGGAAGGGCCUAUCUUUUCGAAAAUGUUGUCAAUGUGACGGUUGGAGAGAGGGAGCAUCGCAUCAUGAUGACUGGUUGGCACACUGUAGCUGACAUCUUCUGUGUUAGCUGUGGCUCCCUUGUCGGCUGGAAAUACGAAAUCGCAUAUGAAAAGUCUCAGAAGUACAAGGAAGGAAAAUUCAUCAUAGAAAGGUUUAAAGUGCUUGGACCCGAUGGAGGCGGAUACGACAUGAACCAGGACGAGCCGAUGAUUGGAAGCGACGAAGAAUAAAAUUGGAUUCUCUUUUCUUUUGCGAGCCACAAGAUACUUGGCAUGUGGUGGUCAAUGUCAAAUUCGACAAUUUUUUUCGGGUAAGCGUACAAAAGAAACCAAAUAUUCAUAUACUAAAUAAAUUAUUUUAUAUAUAUAUAUAUUUUACAUGUUUUUGGUUGUGCGAUUAGAACUGUUUUGUGUCAAAGGACACAUACAUCAGUGAAUGAAUCAAACACCAAUUUUACUCUAUGCAAUUAUGCAUAUAUAAAGAAUAACUUGUUUUGAGAGAGAAUAGAUAUUAUAUGGACACAUUUCUCAUACUUUCACUGUGGAUAAAAUUGUAGCGAGCGUGUUGAAAAUAAAAAUCUUAGUUCAUUUUGACCGCACAAUUUUAACAACAUGAAUUUUCACUUAACGGUAACUUUUCGGAGCCAUAAGUAGACAAAUGGCUUUUUCGUAAUUACGUAGCAUGUUCAUGGGUAAAGAGUGCACAACGUGUCCCGUCAGAUCUUAGAUCCUCUGCGUUUUGAACCCAAUGCUUCGUGUUCUGUUCAAACUUUCAAAACCAUAUUCGAUUAAAUGUAAUAAACAAUAAGAGGAAAAAAACAACAGAGAUGGUAGACUAAGAGUUGUCUUGUCUGGUUUUGAAAUCGGAAUUUUCGAAAUUAAAAAAAGAAAAAACUCGUCGAGAAGAACAUCUUCCCCACUCUCUCCCUCCUUCUUCUUCUUGAACUCAAAACUUUUAUGUAUUCUCUCUCUCUAAAUCAAUUAAAAUAAAGUUUUGGGUUCUUAUCUUCUGUUCUUUAAUGGCUUAUAUGAUUCUCAAUGGUGUCUAUUCGAGCUCUCUCAAGGGCUUCAUAGUGUGAUCUCUUCAGAUCUGAUUGGUCCGAUUCUGUUUUCUAUUUAUUCUUUUUAUUUUUGGAGAUAUUUUCGUUGUUGUGUGCAACUUCGGACACGAGACCCAGAAAGAAAGGUUUCAAAAAUGUUGACCCACCACGACAGAGACGAAGAACUCUCUCUGUUCCUUGAGAUGCGUCGCCGCGAGAAAGAACACAGAGGAGAUUCUCUUUUAACAGGAUCUGAAAGAGCGUUGACGACUGCGGCGGCAGCGGCUCUCUCUGAAACGGUGUCGUCUCAACGUUAUACUCUCCGGAGAACUGCUGCAGAGAACUUCUUGUACUCGGAGAAUGAGAAGUCCGAUUACGAUUGGCUGCUUACGCCGCCCGGUACCCCGCAGUUUGAGAAAGAGUCGCAUAGAAGCGUAAUGAACCAGCUCGAUGCUCCCAAUUCUCGCCCCACGGUUCUUAAAUCCAGGCUAGGGAACUGUCAUGAAGAGAUGGCCUCUGGGAGCAGUUAUAAGCCAGCCAGCUCUUCCUCUGUAGCUGGACUCAGAAGACCAUCUUCAUCAGGUAGCUCAAGGUCCACGAGCAGACCUUCCACACCGACCAGAAGGUCUACUACAACUCCAUCUACCUCCACAGCAAAGCCUGUGACCACCAGAGCUUCAACCUCUAGAUCCUCAACACCCACCUCACGCGCCACCUUAGCUGCCGCACGUGCUACUACCUCUACAGCGGCUCCACGCACCACAACAUCAACCGGUUCAGCCAGAUCGGCAACUCCAACUCGGUCUGUGACUCGGCCGUCUUCUGCACCUUCUAAAAAACCUGCAUCAAGGCCGGCCACACCAACCCGCAGGCCUUCAACACCAACCGGUCCAUCAAUAGUUUCGAGUAAAGGUCCUUCACGAGGGACUUCUCCGACUCCACCUGUGAAGUCGUCGAGGCCGUGGAAAGCGCCGGAGAUGCCUGGUUUCUCUCUGGAAGCCCCACCGAACCUGAGGACAACUUUAUCAGACAGGCCGGUCUCAGCUUCAAGAGGCAGACCUGGAGUAGCCUCGGCACCAGGCUCAAGAUCGGCUUCCAUAGAACGCGGCAGUGGCCCCACCACUGGUGGUGGCGUCGGACAUGCAAGAAGGCAAUCUUGCUCCCCUUCCAGAGGUCGUGCGCCUAUCGGAAACACCAACGGGAGCCUCCCAAGUGCGCGUGGGAGAGGAAAGGCGAACAACUGUGGGAGUAGCUGCGAUAACUUGAGCCCAGUGGCUAUGGGCAAUAAAAUGGUGGAGAGAGUGGUGAACAUGAGAAAACUAGGCCCACCAAGACUAACCGAGAGCGGGGGUCGAGGAAUGGGGAAGUCUAGCUCGGCUUUCAACAGCCUUGGGUACGGGAGAAACCUCUCCAAGAGCUCAAUCGAUAUGGCCUUGAGACAUAUGGAUAUAAGACGAGGCAUGACGGGAAAUCUCCGGCCGCUCGUGACGAAAGUUCCGGCAUCAUCAAUGUACAGCGUGAGAAGCCGGCCGGCUAGUGUCACAAACUCUCCGGUGGCUACGAGCAGCACGGUCAGCUCAUACGAACCGAGUGUCGACAACAUCAACAUUUUGUGCUUAGAUGGGAACGAAGCCGAAAACGAUGAUCUUCUGAGCGAGAGAAGCUUUUCUUCUCCCCGAAACCAGUUCCCCAAGUUCACAUCUUGACUUCUGAUUAAAUCCUAUCGUCUUCUUUUUGUUCCCACACUUGGAAACAACGUUUUUCUAAGCGAUCAUCCAUAAAACGACAUGAAUUCACUGACAAUGUUUAUGAACGACAUGAAUUCACCGAUACAAAACUCGACACUGUGAUGGUGAUUUUGAAUCAAAGCCACCAUGAAUUAACUUCCUUUUGUCAGGCAAUAAUCAUGUUUGCUGCUUGCAUAUUAUUUUGAACUAGAAGGAGUUCAAUCACUAUUUGCAGAGAAAGCUUGGAUUCUUGAA
Thlaspi arvense is the source of this 3915-nucleotide messenger RNA. NCBI's taxonomy places the organism in Eukaryota, Viridiplantae, Streptophyta, Magnoliopsida, Brassicales, Brassicaceae. The record is from the annotation of a GenBank genome assembly.